AUGGCUUUCAGCUUCGGAGCUGCCACCCCCAGCGGGGGAGGUGGCGGAAAUGUGCCUGCGGAAUUGGGCCCUGAGCUGCCAGAAGUGUUUACAGAGGAAGUUGGCUUCCAAGGUGUCGAAAGCGACAGCAGAGUCCGACUGCUGCCCAACCCUUGGCCAGAAGAUGCUCUUCCAUCCCCUACAGCUUCACUCUUGACCGUCGCUCCGACUAGAGGGAUAGUGGUCGGUGGAGGACCAGAUGGUUUGUUCGUCGCAAAAACCGACGCUGUUAGACAGGCGAUAGCUGCACAGCAGCCAGAGGAGGAUGCGCAGGGCAACAAGCUGGAAAAAGUGAAAACCAAGCCAUUCCAGCCGCAAGCCAAAAUCACGCUUCCGGCGAAGCCGACGCAUGUUGCCUUUGCGGCGGGUGAAAGUGCCCUGGUCGUGGCUACUGAGAAGGCCGAUCAGUUACUUGUCUACGAGACGUCGUCUCUGCUGCAGAGCAAUGCUCAACCUGCGAUAUCCAUUGGAAUGGGCGGUACGCCCCUUCGAACCCUCGUCCCGAACCCUGCACCCGCGGCGGAGGCACACUCGAGCUUGGUGGCCCUGGUCAAUACGAACGGCGAGUUGUCGAUAGCCAAUUUGAAGACAGGCGCGUUGGCCUCUGGCCCGGGAGGCCCAGUAUUGAAGAAUGGUGUUAGCUGCGUCUCCUGGAGUAACCUGGGUAAACAGCUGCUUGCUGGACUGGCAGACGGCACUGGAUAUCAGAUGACCCCCGAAGGAGAGAAGAAAGAUGAGAUUCCACGGCCCCCAGAAUUAGAGGGUGACCAACACAUUUCGGCCAUAUCCUGGCUCGAAAACCAUGUUUUUUUUAUCGUCUACACGCCCUCUGCUGCGGAAGACGACAUGGGCGGCAUUCCUGCUUCAAACUAUUAUAUUGUUACGCGCAGGAAAGGCUCUCCUUAUCUGUUGCAGAAGUUGCCAGAAUUGUGCUCGCCGUUUGGUCUCAAGCGGAGCCCUGCCUUCCAGUUUAUUGCGCGAUUGAAGGACUUCAAGCCGCACCUGAAGGAGGCCUUGAUAAUUUCUUCCACCGCGUCGACUGAUAUCGGUCUCGUAACCAGGGCUGACCAACCGUUGGCCACCGGCAUGCCAGAUGAGCAGGUGGGCCUGUUCUCUACAACGGUAAUAUCCAACGAUGCCAGAACUGCAACGCUACCUAUGACGGAUGCUACGAUGGAGGAUACCUCUACGAUUGGUCUUGCUGUCGACCUCUCAGCCACGGAAAAAGUCCAGUCGCCUAUUGCGGGUGAAGAUAUUCCGGAGUCGGAGACGCCGCUGCCAAACAUCUUAGUCCUCAAUAACGAUGGAAUUCUGCUUUCUUGGUGGUUUGUAUACGCAGAGUCUGUCCGCCAGAAGAUACCGUACCAUGGUCUAGCGACCGUGGCACCGGCGCAACCUCAGAUACAGACCCCAGCUCCUCCUGCUGCUGCUGCUGCCGCUUCACCGUUUGGCGCAGGUACUCAACGGCUCCAACAGAACUCAUUUUGUCAACCUGUGUUUGGCCUUCCCUCGUCUGGUACGACGUCUCCUUUUGGAAAACCUGCUGCUCCUUCGUUCGGAAGCCCCUCUAGCUUAGGCGCGAACCACCAGUCUCCCUUUGGGAAACCUUCAGCUCUGAGCGGCGGUUCUCUUCUCGGUUCCACCAGCCCGAUGGGCGCUGCUACACCGAGCUUUGGAAGCACCAGUGCUUUGGGGAAUCGCACACCGCAGUUUGGCCAGUCUGGCUUUGGGGGAAUGCAGAGUUCCGCUCCGGCUUUUGGUAAACCCUCCUUUGGUCAACCCUCUUUCGGCCAGCCGUCCUUCGGUCAGCCUUCGACUCCAGGAAAGGGAUUCAGUGCCUUUGCAUCCGCGACCCCAGCAACACCCAGCGCACCAGCAGGCGCCCUCGGCGGUGGUUUCAGUUCCUUCGCAAACUCCGGCGGAUUUGGCAGCCUUGGGGCAUCGAAACCUACCCAACAAAGCCCCUUUGCAAAGGCUGCAGGAGAAAGCCCAUUUGGAAAAGCAGCGGGAGAGAGUCCGUUUGCGAAGACCACAGGAGAAAACCCAUUUGGCAAGCCAACAGAGCCGUCUGGUUUUGGUCAACCUACAGAGACGAAGUCGAUAUUUGGAGCAAAGCCUGAAGAGUCUAAGGGUCCGUUCGGAUUGGGUGCUGGCGGCUUUGUCUUGGGAUCAGGUUUCAAAGGGGACGGUACAGCUGUGAAUGAUGCCCCGAAACCGGACCAGGGAUCAAGCGUGUUCUCGAUGGGAUCCUCCUUUGAAAACAUGCUGGGACCAGCCACGAGCAAGCCGAGUCCGCCUACAGAGUCAAUGGAUGAUAUGGAAUCUGAACCCACUGUGCCACAACUGGAGAAGACGCCAACAGCGGCGCCAACAUUCGGUGCGCCGGAAAAGACAAGCACAAUGCCCUCUGCCUCUACUGGAUCUUUAUUCGGAAGCCAACCGCCAAAGGAGCCGAGUCCCACGUCUACUAAGUCGCCCCCCUUUAGUUUAUUCGGAAACAUUCCUAAGCAGCAGACGAGCCCUCCGUCAACUCCUUCUGAGAAGACUCACGUUCCAGGUGUUGACCAGAAAGAUAUGCAAAAGACGGACAUGGAAGCUACGCCUACUAACAGGCUCGAAGAAUCUCCUUUGCCACCGGACGCUAUGAGCAGGGCUCCUUACGCCCCCGGCGACACGUCCGCAUCGUCGAUUGUGUCUAAGAGCUCAAUCGAAGAUGCACCGCUACCUCCGGAUUUCAUCACAAAACCCAAGAAGACGGAAAUACCGCCUGCAGUAGAGGAGGCACCAUUGCCGGCCGAGCCUGAGCUAUCAGAGUCGCCUCCGCAAAGCCCGGCUGAAGAGGCACCGCUGCCUCCAGACUUCCUUCCAAAGCCGAAGAAGACGCCUUCUCUGAGUAAAGGUCCAACUGGAGAUGCGCCCCUGCCGCCUGACUUCCUUCCGCCAAAGAAGAGCGAGAUACCAAAGGAGGAAACCGUGCCCUUGCCAGACGGCUCUGAAGCAGACGAAUCCGAAUUCGACGAGAGCGAAGAAGAAGUCACUCACGGGAUCAGUCCAACCGACGAACAGGCUGAUAAAACCGUAGACAGUUUCAAGAUGUCUCCGGAGAGCUCGUUUGGUGGACUUUCCGACAAGAGCCUGGCUGGUGGAGGCUUCACCAAGAUCUCGAUGCCUGAAGAGCAGAAGCAGCAAACCACACGGCCCUUGUUCGGAGAAAUCACGAAUCCUGCCAUCCCUCCGCCUCGCCCUGUGCGCACUCCAAGAUCACCCAGCCCCAAACGGCCUGGGUCACGAACAGGAAUUCCUCGGUCAGCUAGUGCGCGUGGUGUUCCGGGUAGCGCGCUUGCGACGCGAAAGGCUGCACUUGCUGAGUCUUCUCGUGGCAAACAGUGGGAACCGCUGCCAAGUGAUGUUGCCAAAGAGGAGCAGGAGAGAGCUGUUGCUGCUGCGGAACAGCGACUGAAUGAGGAAACCCAACAACUCGAAGAGGAUGAUGAGGACGAGAGGCUCCGUGCUGAUCUCGCCCGUCCUCUCUCCCCGACGCCUACAUUGGAUCCCUUCGUGCCUCAUCAAGACUACAUGGGACAGACAGCUAAGCCGGGCAUUCCCGGACAAAUCGAGAGAUUGUAUCGGGAUAUCAAUUCCAUGAUCGACACACUUGGCAUCAACUCGCGGUCUUUGUCUUCGUUCCUUCUUUACCAGGAAAAUUCCAAGGAGCCUGACGCCCAGAAAUGGAUAUCGAUUCUGCAAGGAGACGACCCCGCUGCCAUCUUGGACGAGAAGCUUCUUCUCCCGCACGUAAACAAUUUCGACGAGUGCGUGGCUGCGUUGGAAGGGUCCCUUGAGCAGCAACGGUUGCGCGGAGUCGAGGAGAAGCUGGAGCAGUGCCAGCAGCUGCUGGGCAAGGAUAUAUUCAUCCUGCGCGGCCAAUGUGCCAGUAUCCGCAAGAUUCUCGAUGCCCAUAACGACACUGUCGCAGUGCUCUCUGCCCCGUUGUCCGCUGAGCAGGCUAGCCUUCAGCAAGACAUGCGGAAGGCAUCCACGGUUCUGCAGGCCAAGCUGGCCGAUCUCGAGCAGGGUAUCUCGCUUCUCCGGGCCAAGAUCGCUGAUGCUCCCCGUCCCGAUGGCACUGCUAAUGCCCCCUUGUCUCGAAGACAGGCCGUCAAGAAGCCGACCGUGGAGGCCGUGACUUCCACCAUUGCCACCAUGAUGAGCAUGGCCGAAAGCAAGAGUGGCGAUAUUGAUCUUCUUGAAUCGCAGCUGAAGAAACUCGGAUUUGAUGUCUCUGGCCCUCCUGCCAGUCGUGAGGGUUCCCCAUUUGUGACCCCGUCCAAGAAGACCGUCGGGCGCUUCCCGGCAACUCCUGGAUCGCACGAUGGCAGCCGGAGCAUGUACCACACUCCCGAAACCACCGCUCACGGUCUGAACUUCCGCGGUAGCGUUAACGGGUCGUCUCGACUAAGCAUGCUGCGGAGUGUCAAUGGGCCUGGCGACGUGGUCGGCCGCCAACAGGCUGAGCAAUGGAAGACGAAAGCGCAGCGGCGCAAGGAGAUCGUUGGCAAUCUCAAGAAGGCGGUUGGCGAGCGGAAGGUCCAAGUCCGGGGAGUGGACGAUCUAUGA
This is a messenger RNA of Paecilomyces variotii, 4656 nucleotides long. RefSeq names its product putative nuclear pore complex subunit Nup159. The transcript has 3 exons. Gene Ontology annotation, biological process: RNA export from nucleus; protein import into nucleus. Gene Ontology annotation, molecular function: structural constituent of nuclear pore; protein binding. The coding region runs from base 1 to 4656 and encodes 1551 amino acids. NCBI's taxonomy places the organism in Eukaryota, Fungi, Ascomycota, Eurotiomycetes, Eurotiales, Thermoascaceae. The record is from RefSeq and is a predicted model, not a curated record. Gene Ontology annotation, cellular component: nuclear pore.